GAGAUUUUCAUCCUCUCUCUCCAAGAUACAAACAUUUCUCUGAUCUCCAAAAGAAAGAUGACUAUGUCUUCUACUAAUAUGCCCUCUGUCCAAACCAUAUUAUCCACGGCUGCUUCUGUGGCAGCUUCGGUGAUGCUUGUCCGGACUAUAUUGCAGGACUUCUUACCUGAACAGGUCCAAGAUUAUGUUUCCUCUGGCCUUCGGAGACUCAUCAACUCUUUCUCCUCGGAACUGACUAUUGUCAUCGACGAAUUUGAUAAGCUGACAAACAAUCAAGUCUAUGAAGCUGCAGAGAUCUACUUGGGCAACAGGAUCUCUCCCAACACCCAGACACUAAGAAUUAGCAAAUCCGAAAAGGAGAAAAGCCUCAAGGUAGCCAUGGUAAAAUAUGAAGAGAUGGUCGAUACCUUCGAUGGUAUUCAAUUCAAAUGGAGUUUGGUCUGCACCAAAAUUGAAUCCAAUAAGGUUUCGAGCUCAGUUUUCAUAAGAAAUACAGAGAAGGUGUUGCAAUCUUACUUGACUCACAUAUUGGAGCAAUCUAAGUCCACAAAAGGAGAGAAUAAGACACUGAAGCUCUUCACGGUGAACGAAAGUGGUCUAUAUGACAACUUUGCAGAUGCAUGGGUUUCCAUAAACUUGGAUCACGCUGCAACUUUUGAUACAUUGGCGAUGGAUGUGGAGCUCAAGCGGAUGGUAAUGGAAGAUCUGGAGAGAUUUGUUCAGAGAAAAGAAUUCCAUAGGAGAGUUGGGAAGGCUUGGAAACGUGGGUACCUCUUGUAUGGCCCUCCUGUAACCCUAUCAGGGCUUCUAAAUUUUACAGAUGGCCUAUGGUCAAGUUGCGGGGACGAACGGAUCAUUGUGUUCACAACCAAUCACAAGGACCGAUUAGACCCUGCAUUGCUUCGCCUUGGUGGCAUCGACAUGCACAUUCACAUGUCUUUUUGCACACCUAGUGGGUUCAAAAUCCUUGCCUCUAAUUAUCUCCAAAUUAAUGAUCACCCACUCUUCACAGAGAUUGAAGAGCUAAUAGAAAAGGUUAAGGUCACUCCUGCAAUGGUUGCUGAGGAGCUCAUGAAGAAAGGAAAUCUUGAAGUUGCACUUAAAGGUCUCCUUGAAUUCUUGCACUCCAAGGAGAAAGAAAGUGAGGAAGCAAAGAUCAGUGAAACCCAAAAAGAAGACCCAGACAAGAAAAAAAGGGUAGACUACUCCAUAUAA
Messenger RNA from Macadamia integrifolia, 1215 nucleotides. RefSeq names its product protein HYPER-SENSITIVITY-RELATED 4-like. Bases 58 to 1215 code for a protein of 385 amino acids. The record is from RefSeq and is a predicted model, not a curated record. Gene Ontology annotation, molecular function: ATP hydrolysis activity; ATP binding. The transcript is spliced from 2 exons. NCBI's taxonomy places the organism in Eukaryota, Viridiplantae, Streptophyta, Magnoliopsida, Proteales, Proteaceae.